UGCUGUGAUAGCAGAUGAUUUCAAGUGUGAGUGUGUGCGUGUCUGUGUCUUUCUCAUUAGUACUGUAGGUGUGUAAGUGUUGUUUUUUCUUUUCUUUUUUUUUAAUUUGCAGUAUUUAUUCCAUUCAAUACAACAACACCUUUCAGGAUAUUUAUUAAUUAAAGCAAGGAAACAGUCACUAUGAGCAAAGAAGAAAUAAAUGGCACCAUUUGUCAAAAAACAGAAAAGAAACAAAAUGAAGAAACAAGUGACAAUAAUGAAAAAGAAAAGAAGGCUAACGUAUCCCUGGUCAGCCCAGCAGCUAUGUUCCACUAUGCUGAUGGAAAAGAUAUAUUGCUGAUGGUACUAGGAUCACUGAUGGCUGUGGCCCACGGAGCAGCACUACCCAGCAUGAUAAUUGUCUUUGGAGAUAUGACAAACAGUUUUGUUGGCAAUGCCAUUCCAAUGCCAAAUGAUACUGAUACAAACAAAGAAACUUUAGAAGAGCAAAUGACAAGGUUUGCCAUUUACUACUCAGCAAUUGGGGCUGGUGUGUUAGUCGCUGCAUACAUGCAAGUUUCUUUCUGGGCCCUAGCAGCUGGAAGGCAGAUAAACAGACUGAGAAAAGUGUUCUUCCAUGCAGUAAUGCGACAAGAAAUUGGCUGGUUUGAUGUCAAUGAGACAGGUGAACUAAAUACUCGACUGACAGAUGACAUAGCAAAGAUUAAUGAAGGAAUUGGGGAGAAAAUCUCAAUGCUGAUACAAUCUCUUUCCACCUUCAUAGCGGGAUUUGUAAUUGGUUUUGUAUAUGGAUGGAAACUAACUUUAGUUAUACUAGCAAUCAGCCCAGUCCUGGGAUUGUCUGCAGCAUUGUUCUCAAAGAUCCUGACUGCAUUUACUAGCAAAGAACAAAAAGCCUAUGCAAAAGCUGGAGCAGUAGCAGAAGAGGUCUUGGGUGCCAUCAGGACUGUAGUAGCCUUUGGGGGACAGAAAAAAGAAAUGAAUAGAUAUCACAAAAAUUUGGAGCAGGCCAAAACAAUGGGAAUUAGAAAAGCAAUUAGUACGAACCUCUUACUUGGGUUUGUUUUCCUCAUCAUUUAUGGUUCUUACUCACUUGCUUUCUGGUAUGGAAGCAAACUCAUUGUAGAAGGAGAAUAUUCAAUUGGACAAGUCCUCACGAUAAUAUUUUCUGUCAUUAUUGGAGCUUUUGCAGUAGGCCAAACAUCACCGAAUAUUCAAGCCUUUGCAAGUGCAAGAGGAGCAGCCCAUAUAAUUUAUGGUAUUAUAGCGAAUGUACCUAAAAUUGAUAGCUAUUCAGACAGUGGCUACAAGCCCAAUCGCAUCAAGGGGAAUAUUGAAUUCCGCAAUGUACACUUUACUUAUCCAUCUCGUCCGGAUGUUAAAAUACUGAAAGGGGUGAAUCUCAAGAUAGAUAGUGGCAAGACAGUGGCUCUUGUUGGCAGCAGUGGAUGUGGGAAAAGCACAACUGUACAGCUCUUGCAAAGGUUCUAUGAUCCAGAUGUAGGAAUAAUUACUAUUGAUGACCAGGAUAUUCGAUCUAUGAAUGUCAGACACUUGAGGGAAUUUAUAGGCGUUGUUAGCCAGGAGCCUGUGCUUUUUGCUACAACCAUUGAAGAAAAUAUCCGCUAUGGAAGAGAAGAUGUUACCCAAGUUGAAAUUGAAACAGCAGCAAAGGAAGCCAAUGCAUAUGAUUUCAUAAUGAAACUGCCAGAUAAAUUUGACACAUUGGUUGGAGAUCGUGGAGCCCAACUAAGUGGAGGCCAAAAACAAAGAAUUGCUAUUGCACGGGCCUUGGUUCGCAAUCCUAAAAUUCUCCUUCUUGAUGAAGCUACCUCUGCCCUGGAUGCUGAGAGUGAGGCAGUUGUGCAAGCAGCUCUUGACAAGGUAAGGCAGGGCCGGACUACCAUUGUUGUUGCACAUCGUCUGUCUACCAUUCAAAAUGCGGAUAUAAUCGCUGGCUUUCAAGAUGGAGUGAUCAUAGAGCAAGGCUGUCACAGUGAACUCAUGAGUCGAAAAGGUGUCUACUUUUCCCUUGUUAAUACACAGACGUUUAGUAAAGAAAGCUCAGAAGAGUAUCUGGAAGAAAAAGGAACAGAUGAGAUGAGCCCAUCAGCAAACUCUCUAAAUGAGCUCACAUUAUUCCAUAGAGGAACAAGUCAGAAAAGUGCUGAAAAAGUGGAGACACCUGAAGAGAAAGCUGAUGAGCAGGCAACUGGUUCAUCUGAUGAAAACAUUAAGCGUGCCUCCUUUUUUACAGUUCUCAAACUUAAUAAGACAGAGUGGCCCUAUCUGGCUGUAGGAACUUUCUGUGCACUUGUGAAUGGCGGCAUCCAACCAGCAUUUGCUAUUAUCUUUUCUAGAGUUAUUGAGGUUUUUGCGGAAACAAAUAAAGAAAUCAUGCAGCAAAGAAGUUACAUGUUCUCCUUGCUCUUUCUGGCUUUAGGUGGCAUUUCAUUCUUCACAUUUUUCUUUCAGGGAUACUGCUUUGGGAAGGCUGGAGAAGUUCUCACUAUGAGACUGCGAUUACAGGCCUUUAAGGCAAUGCUCCGACAGGAUCUCUCUUGGUUUGAUGAUCACAAGAACAAUACUGGUGCGCUGACAACUCGACUUGCAACUGAUGCUGCUCAAGUCCAAGGUGCAAGUGGGGCAAGAUUGGCGACUAUUGCCCAAAAUAUUGCUAACCUUGGAACUGCAUUGAUCAUUUCUUUUAUAUAUGGCUGGCAACUUACUUUGUUGAUCUUGGGAAUUGUGCCAGUCCUGGCUGUCGCAGGUUUGAUCCAAAUGAAAAUGCUCACUGGCCAUGCUGAGAAAGACAAAAAGGAGUUAGAAAAGGCUGGAAAGAUUGCCACCGAAGCUGUGGAGAAUAUUCGAACAGUUGUUUCUUUGACCAGAGAAAGAACAUUUGAGAAAAUAUAUGCAGCAAAUUUGAUUGUCCCAUUUAGAAAUGCUGAGAAAAAGGCUCACAUAUAUGGGAUAACAUUCUCUUUUUCCCAGGCCAUUAUAUACUUUGCCUAUGCAGGCGCCUUUCGAUUUGGAGCCUUCCUGGUUACAAAAGGUUUAAUGAAUUUCGGAGAUGUUUACUUGGUGUUUUCUGCUGUGGUGUUUGGUGCCCUUGCCUUGGGAGAGGCGAAUUCUUUUGCCCCCAGCUAUGCCAAGGCCACGGUCUCUGCUGCUCAUUUGUUUGCCUUGUUUGAUCAAGUGCCUGCUAUAGACAACGAAAGUGAAGAUGGCAAAAAGCCGGGAAGUUUUGGAGGCAAUGUCAAGUUUGAUGAAGUGUGCUUCCAGUAUCCUUCUCGUCCAGACGUGCAAGUGCUACAAGGGCUCACCCUGAAGGUCAAACAAGGUCAGACCUUGGCUCUCGUGGGCAGUAGCGGCUGUGGGAAGAGCACCACCAUUCAACUGUUGGGAAGAUUUUAUGAUCCACAGAAUGGCAAAGUGGUUCUUGAUGACACCAACGUGAAGGAUUUAAAUAUCCAUUGGCUUAGAGCUCAGAUUGGUAUUGUAUCCCAAGAGCCAGUGCUAUUCAAUUGCAGCAUUGCAGAAAACAUAGCAUAUGGUGACAACAGUCGGCUGGUGCCACAUGAGGAGAUCAUAGAGGCAGCUAAAGCAGCAAAUAUUCACACCUUCAUUGAGAGCCUACCUAAUAAAUAUAACACAGAUGCAGGAGACAAAGGUGCACAGUUGUCUGGUGGGCAGAAACAAAGAGUUGCGAUUGCUCGGGCCUUGGUCAGGAAACCCAAGAUCCUCCUAUUAGAUGAAGCAACAUCUGCUUUGGACACAGAAAGUGAAAAGAUUGUACAGGAGGCCUUAGACAAUGCCAGAGAGGGUAGGACCUGUAUAAUUGUAGCACAUCGACUAUCCACCAUCCAGAAUGCUGACAAGAUCGCAGUGUUCCAGAAUGGGAAGGUAGUGGAGCAGGGAAAGCACCAUCAGCUCCUCGACCUCAAUGGCGUUUACUAUGCACUGGUGAAUGCACAGAUGGGGCAGACCUGAGGAGAUGAUUGGCAUACCAGCCUUUCCCUUUGUCAAGAUGUUAACUUUUCACUCUUCCAUAAUAUUUAACUCAAACCUAAUCUAUUGUUAUUCUGUAUGUUAUUUUAUAUUAUUUUAUGGCAUUUAUGUUAAAUAUUUGAAAUGUACAUGUCAAAAAAAAUGUUAAUGUUUUAUAUUUAUAUACAGUAUACAGUACAAUAUACAGCUAAUAAGCUGGCAUCAUUUCACCACACGCACACAGAGUAAACCUCAUUCUGUGUUAUGAGGUAAACCGACGCAAGUUCUCAAUUAUUUAUUUGCAUCAUAAAAUGUAACAAUAGCAAGAAACAUUUUGUCAAAUAAUCCCAAAUGUCUGUGCCCGCCUUCUGUCUUUGUAUACGACAGAAAAAAUGACAUUUGAAUUCAUUACUUGAAUUCGUUCAACUUGGAAGCAAGUUAAAGAAUAUCAUGAGGAACAUUUUUUAAAACAUGCCAUUAAGUCAGUGCAUUAAUCACUCAAAGAGCACACUCACACACAACACAUCCCAGGCCAAAUGAGAACGGUUUCAGCAUGUCUUUGUGGCCCGUGACCACCACAUAGCAGUGCUUUCUGAGAGCCUGCAGUGAUAAACCCAAACCCAACAAGCAAUAACAUCCAUGUUUAGAAACUGGUGGCUUUAUAAGCUGAAGUGACCCAAAGACAUGGAGUCAGGGGUCCUUUUCCUGGAAGCUGAGGUUUAAAAUGGCAAAUGGAUUAAUGGCUGUGAAGCCGUGAAAGCCUUCCCUGGUGUACCCAGUGCACUGUUCCAUGUUUUAUUCUAACAAGUUUCUUUUCAUACUGUUCAUUCAGUAGGACACAAUUUGAAUCGUUUUGGCAAGGAAUGAACUUCACAUUUGAUACUCUCAAGUUUUAGCCCAACAGAUGGUUUACAUGAAGCAGUUCACAUUUUAACAAACAUUUUACUAACAUUCCGAAAAAUCAGAAAUUCAAAAGCUGUCGCUCCAACGUAUUCCUUUAGUUCUCUUUGCAUCCUUUGGAAGUUUUGAAUUCUUCUUUUAGGUUCUAUUGUACUUUGCUUUAAUAGCAAGGCACCUUAUAAUUAUGAAAUAUAACACUUUAUUCAAUUAUAGAAUGACAUUCUCAAGUUUGCUUAAUCAAUCCCAGAGACUCAGCCUUGGAUAAAAGUGCAAGUCCAGCACAGGGACCACUCCCACCCAGCAACACGUAUUCAGUUUGGGUCCAAACCAGCACAUCUUUGUGAAUGGACAAGGAGGACAAGCACACAAGACAUGCAUGUGGGGAUCUGUAAACCCCACACAGAUGAUGACUGGGUGAUAAAAAGAAAUGAAGUAUUCUCUCAGUACGUGGAGAAAACAUAACAGAAAGACCUAACAGUGUCAUCUUAUGUCCAGACUCAUCCCGCCAGACCAAAUAUUAAUUAGCUGUAGAGGUUGCCACUAUUAUCAGCAGCACAGCGUCAUCAGUCUCCCUCAGUGAUGGCUCUUCAUAACACAUGGACAUAGAGAAGAGUUGUUUUUUUUAUCAUUCAUGUGUUGAACCCCAAACAGAAAGUUAAAAAAGGUUCAUUUUAGUUUAAAAAAAUUACACGGAUCACUAGUGAUACUAUUAACUAAAGAAUGUACACUCAAAAAAAAAACUACUGGGGUUGUUCAAUGUAUGUAUUUAACAUAACUAUUUUAAAAUUAAAUAAUCUAUUUGCUGCAAUUACUCUAGUUACAUUGACUUAAAUUUGUUAGAUGUCACACUAACAAACUUAAUUUGUGUUUUAACAAAACAAUCAGAAUAUUUUCUUUCAACUGAAGCAUAAUGUGUCACAGGGACUGUUGUCCUUACUUGCUAAUUCUAUAUUAAUCUUAACUCAAAAUUAAUAGUUUUCUAAUCUGCAUGGUAUUCCCAUUUUUCCUCUGCACAGUUAAAUUAAGUUGAUUUAACUUAAAAUAAUAAAGUUGUAUGUACAUAACUAUCCCAGAUUUACAAAAAGUAAAAUAAUUAGCAUCAAGAAGUGCCCCUUUUGUUGACAACACACUCCAAAGUACGCCCAUACUUUUGUAUACUUGGAAAGAAAGUUAAAGACUUUCAGUAAAUUGAUUUUUUUCCAAAUGCUGUGAGUUUUGUGGGAUUGUGGAAGCUGAUUUAUGAAAUUUAAAUGCAUGUUGCCCACCCUACAUCAGAAAAGCAUUUUUUCUUUGUCUGCAAAGCACCAAUUAAUGCUAUUAUGGCUUGAAAAAUGCACUCAACUAAAAUAUAACUUGUGCAGAAGCUCUGAAUCGCACAGUGAAAAAACUUAUGGGAUAACCCUUAUCUCGUAAGUAUGUGAAAAUGUCUCAUCCAUACAGGAUACUUUCACAUACAUACAAGAAAAAGUUUGCUUUGGGUAUCCUAAACAUAUGUGAAAACAUCUCAUAUGUACGUUAAAGUAUCCUGUAUGUAAGAGCUAAGGGUUAUCUCAUAAGUUUUUCCAUUGUGCGGUGCACAUGAUUACCUUAUGUGGUAAUAAUUGAAUGACUACACACUUAAUAAAUUAAACAGUGCUCAUUUAGUAUUUAUUACGUUAGAUAAUUUGUUAGUAUUGCUAUCUACAGCUACAUAUCUAUCUAUCUAUCUAUCUAUCUAUCUAUCUAUCUAUCUAUCUAUCUAUCUAUCUAUCUAUCUAUCUAUCUAUCUAUCUAUCUAUCUAUCUAUAAAGAUAAAAUGCUGUUAUGUUACGUUUAUGUAAGCCCAUUUAGUUUGUACAUUAAAUGCAGUAAAAUAAAAUAAUGUUGAGGUUGUGUUAGUUUAGUUUGCAGAACAUAAAGAAAUGUAUUUGAUCUAACGUGACUACAUUGUGUUGACUGAGUGUAAGUCAUUUAAGGAGACAGUACUAAAUACUUUUAUUUACAAUUUACACAACUUAGUUUUGUGGAACGUGUUGACAUAACACAGUUAUGCAAUUCCAGACAAAUAUUUUUAGAGUGAAAAGGAACUUUGCAAAUUUCAAGCCAGCUGCUAGUUUCAGUUUCUAAAUAUGUUCUCCAUAUUUACCGUUCCUUGUUAUCUCAUGGACUGUUGUGGACUACAGAUGUCAAAUCUGGUAGAUGAACUUCUGAAAUUUGGGGAGGAAUAGAAAAGAAAAAGAAAUAAUAAGAAAUCAUUUCCUUUUUUUAAUACAACCACAUGUGCAUUAUUGCGUCAGGCAACUGAAAAACAGGAUAGCAUGUCAAGAAUGUGUGCCUUUAAUUUUUUUAACAUUAUUUGUUUUCUCAUGAAAAUACAGUAUGUGGUCCAUUUUAAGAACAAGUUUAAAAUGAAUGUAUUGGGUAAGUUGUAAAUCUGUUGUUUCCAUCCCCUGUACAGUACAACUUAUUUUUUGUAUAGCGCUCUUCACUGAGUGCAGGCGUAGAGCGCUGUGAACAAUUCUUAUUUAAAAUACCAGUAAAGAUUACACUAAUUACAAAAUACAGAAUGGGUACACUUAAAAAUAUAAAAAUGCGUAUUUGUUAUAAUGCACAAAGAACAAUAAAGAAACUAAUUAAACAUAAAUGGAAACCAACAAUAUUUGUCCAUUAAUUAAUUGAUGAACUAUGGUAAGUUGACAAUGGAGGGGGUUAAAAUUGUGAAAGAUAAAGUCAAAAAUAAAAAUUCACCAUCCCGGAGAC
This is a messenger RNA of Erpetoichthys calabaricus (reedfish), 7629 nucleotides long. RefSeq names its product ATP-binding cassette, sub-family B (MDR/TAP), member 4 (gene abcb4). Gene Ontology annotation, molecular function: ABC-type transporter activity; ATP binding; ATP hydrolysis activity. Gene Ontology annotation, biological process: transmembrane transport. The record is from RefSeq and is a predicted model, not a curated record. Gene Ontology annotation, cellular component: membrane. The transcript is spliced from 28 exons. NCBI's taxonomy places the organism in Eukaryota, Metazoa, Chordata, Cladistia, Polypteriformes, Polypteridae. Bases 181 to 3993 code for a protein of 1270 amino acids.